AUGUUGUUGGUGCUAAGGUCACUUGGGGUUGUGUUCAGGGUGCAAUUCAUUGAGAAAUACUUUUCUGAAGAUGUGCAUAGAAAUAAAGAGAUUGAAUUUCUUGAGCUUAAGCAAGGAAACAUGGUGGUUGCUGAGUAUGCUGCCAAGCUUGAGGAACUAGUGAAGUUUUGUCCUCAUUACAAUGGUGCAGCUGUGGAGGUAUCCAAAUUCAUUAAGUUUGAGAAUGGACUACGACCUGAGAUUAAGCAGGGUAUUAGCUACCAGAAGAUUCGUAGGUUUCCUACUAUAGUGAACAAGUGUAGGAUUUAUGAUGAAGACUACAUGGCUUGUACCACUCACUAUAAUAGUGUUAGUGAGAGGAAGGGAAAUAAUCAGUUUAGAGGAAAACCCUACAGUGCUCUAACUGAUAAAGGGAAGCAGAGGACUAUUGAUGAUAAAAAACCAAGUGGAGGAGUGACUCUCGCUUCUGUCAAGUGUUUCAGGUGUGGCGAGUCGGGCCACCGUGCUAAUGAGUGCAAGAAUUAUGUUUUGAGGUGCUUUAAGUGUGGUAAGACAGGUUAUCGUGUUGUGUAUAGUAAGAGUGAUGGGCCAAUUUUUUAUAACUGCGGCGAGAUAGGUCAUAUAAGUAUCAAUUGUCAGAAGCCAAAGAAAGCACAAUCGGGAGGGAAAGUUUUUUCCUUGUCUGAGAUAGAGACUACUAGUGCCGAUUGUUUGAUUCGAGGUACGUGUUUUAUAAAUGUUAUUCCUUUUAUUGCUAUUAUUGACACGUGUGUGACACAUUCAUUUGUUUCGCUUGAUUGUGCUGAGAAGUUGGGUUUGAAAUUAUCCUCUACGAAUGAGAGCAUGAUUAUUGAUACCCCGACUAUAGGUCUGGUACUCACUUUGUGGGUUUGUUUGAAUUAUCCGCUUACUAUAUAUGGUAAGAGUUUUGGUAUGGAUUUAGUGUGUCUAUGUUUAAGGAAUCUCGAUGUUAUCCUUGGAAUGAACCGGUUGGAGUUAAAUCAUGUUUAUAUCAAUUAUGUUACCAAGACAAUGUCAUUUCCUGAGUUUGAUACUAGUGAUGAGUUGUUCGUGUAA
Lathyrus oleraceus (garden pea) is the source of this 1077-nucleotide messenger RNA. RefSeq lists its product as uncharacterized. The record is from RefSeq and is a predicted model, not a curated record. NCBI's taxonomy places the organism in Eukaryota, Viridiplantae, Streptophyta, Magnoliopsida, Fabales, Fabaceae. The transcript has a single exon. The coding region runs from base 1 to 1077 and encodes 358 amino acids. Gene Ontology annotation, molecular function: nucleic acid binding; zinc ion binding.